Molecule: messenger RNA, 677 nt
Organism: Aspergillus fijiensis CBS 313.89
Lineage: Eukaryota; Fungi; Ascomycota; Eurotiomycetes; Eurotiales; Aspergillaceae
Product: NUDIX hydrolase
Exons: 2
Source: RefSeq, a predicted model, not a curated record
ACAAUCACCUCCAGCAUCCCCACUCAUCUAUCCUAUACCAAAAUAUCAUCACCAUCAUCACCACAACCACAAACCCCAAAAUGCCACCGCCACCACCACCCUCCACAAAAACCUUCACCCACUCCCCGACCCUAGACCCGUACACCCUCCCCCUCCCAACCUUCCUCACCACCCCACACCACCCCCACCCCCACACCCUCACCCGAACCACGCACAUCGUAACCGGCGCCUUAAUCUUCGCCCCGAACCGUUCACCACCACCACCACCACCAUCAACAACAACAACAACAACAACAACAAUACUCCCCACUCAACCCCCCGAAAAACAACGCAUCCUCCUCCUCCGCCGCGCCCCAACCGACUCCUACCCGGGCCGGUGGGAAGCCCCCGGCGGCUCCUGCGACGCCACCGACGGCUCCGUCCUCGCCGGCGCGGCCCGCGAGGUGUACGAGGAGACGGGGCUGCGGGUCUCACGGUUCCGGGCGCUGGUCGGGGUGGAUGCGUGGGAGGUGGUGCGGGCGGAUGGGGUCCGGAAGGUGGUCAAGUUUACGUUUCUGGUGGAGGUGGAGCCUCCCUCCGGUCAUGGUGAUGGUGGCGGACGGGGCGGAGGGAUCAGGCUCGAGCCCGCCGAGCAUGAUGCGUUUGUGUGGGCGACGGAGGAGGAGGUGCGGGCCGGG